CGCGGGCGCCUGAGGAGGAGAAGGAGGAGAAGCGGAUAAGCAAACUGCAGGGCCUGCCAGCAUCCUACGCAGCUUCUGAGUGGCACAGGGCACGCCCUCGCUCUGUGCCAGAGGCAGCAUGGUCUUCAGAGGACCAUGGGGCCUGACAGAGUGACAGCCCGAGAACUGUGUGAGAACGAUGACCUAGCCACCAGCCUUGUCCUCGACCCCUACCUCGGCUUCUGUACCCAUAAGAUGAACGUCAGCCCUAUGCCCCCCCUGCGGCGACAGCACCACCUUCGCUCAGCACUGGAAGCUUUCCUGAGGCAGAGGGACCUGGAGGCUGCUUACCGGGCCCUGACGCUGGGAGGCUGGAUGGCCCACUACUUCCAGAGCCGGGGCCCUCGCCAGGAGGCUGCCCUCAAGACCCACGUGUUUCGCUACCUCCGCGCCUUCCUGCCUGAAAGUGGCUUCACCAUCCUGCCGUGCACCCGCUACUCCAUGGAGACCAACGGGGCCAAGAUCGUGUCCACCCGUGCUUGGAAAAAGAACGAGAAGCUGGAGCUGCUGGUGGGCUGCAUCGCAGAGCUUCGGGAGGCAGAUGGGCUGCUGAGGGCCGGUGAGAACGACUUCAGCAUCAUGUACUCAACCCGCAAGCGGAGCGCCCAGCUGUGGCUUGGCCCAGCUGCCUUCAUCAACCAUGACUGCAAACCCAACUGCAAGUUUGUGCCUGCAGAUGGGAAUGCUGCCUGCGUAAAGGUGCUCCAGGACAUCGAGCCAGGGGAUGAGGUGACAUGCUUCUACGGCGAGGGCUUCUUCGGUGAGAAGAACGAGCACUGUGAAUGCUACACCUGCGAGAGGAAAGGCGAGGGAGCUUUCAGACUACAGCCCCGGGACCCCCAGCUGCCGCCACAGCCCCUGGACAAGUACCAGCUCCGCGAAACCAAGCGGCGACUGCAGCAAGGCCUAGACAGCAGCCAGCAGAGCCUCCUAAGCCCGCGGGCCUGCACCCAUCUGUCCCUUCUGCGCCGGGAUCCCUUCUGUGCCGCCUGUCAGCCCCUGCACCUGCCACCUGGCAGUUCCCGCCUGGACAACUCACCUCUCUGGCUCCAGUGGCUGCCACAGCCACAGCUCCGAGCGCGCCCACGGAAGCGCCGGCGCCCCCGGCCCCAGCGGGCUCCAGUGCUCCCUGUCCUCCGUGCUGCCUGUGUCUCCCUGCACCGGUGGGGAGGCUGUGGCCCCAACUGUCGCUUGCAGGCUGAGGCUGUGGUAGCCCUAGGCCUUCCUCCUCAUGCCCGCUGGGCUCCCCAGCAAGACUGGCACUGGGCUCGGCGCUAUGGGCUGCCUUAUGUGGUGCGUGUGGACCUUAAUCGCCUGGCCCCAGCCCCACCAGCUGCCCCUACUUCUACUGGGACCCUCAGCCCUGUCUCCAUCCCCAUCCCCAUCCCCAAACAGGCCCUGGCCUUUACCCCCUUCUCCACACCCAAGCGCCUGCGCCUAGUUGUCAGCCAUGGAUCCAUUGAUCUGGACAUCAACAGUGAUGAGCCUUGAUAAGUCGGGCAGGGAAUCCCAGGCUGGCAGGAGGGGUCUUUCUCAUAGGCCCUCUCCAGAAGGAGCCCUCAGACCUCUGGGAGGGAGCUGACCCUUGACCCCAGCACAGCUCUGACUUUGGGAGUGGGUUGGUUAGGACAUCCCAGGGAUCUGAUUCCUGACCCUCUGACUGCUGACUCCUGAGCCAACCCCACCCCAGCAGGGACCCCUGGCCAUUUGUUGCCCCUAUCCCCCUACCCCCACCUCAGGACUGGAGGAUCCACUCCCUCCCCUCAGCUCCUUCCUUCCUAGGGAGCCAAGCCAUAAAGGGGUGGGAGCCACCCCAUGGCAUCUCCCCGUAAGCCCAGGCCUCAGGAGGUGGAACUGCUUCAGUGAUGGGGAGUGGAUUUGCUCUCAGUUCUGCAGCUGUCUGAGGUGGGGGUAGGUUGGGUUGAGGGUAUCUGGGGCACAUCCUCAUCCCCCGUAGGUCUCAGGGAGGCCGGGUGCAACCUCUUCUUUCAUGGUGCUAUCCCUGGUGCUAUUGGGGUGUGGGAGGCUCCCUCCCCUCCCCACACCAGAAUGGGGUAUUUUGGGGCAUUGGAAGCACUUGAACUUUUUAUUUUAUUAAAACCUUGUUAUAAG
Messenger RNA from Castor canadensis (American beaver), 2151 nucleotides. RefSeq names its product lysine methyltransferase 5C (gene Kmt5c). NCBI's taxonomy places the organism in Eukaryota, Metazoa, Chordata, Mammalia, Rodentia, Castoridae. Gene Ontology annotation, cellular component: nucleus. Gene Ontology annotation, molecular function: histone H4K20 methyltransferase activity; protein binding. The record is from RefSeq and is a predicted model, not a curated record.